Oryza brachyantha (malo sina) is the source of this 2706-nucleotide messenger RNA. Its product is annotated as hydroxyproline O-galactosyltransferase GALT2-like. Gene Ontology annotation, molecular function: carbohydrate binding; galactosyltransferase activity. The record is from RefSeq and is a predicted model, not a curated record. Gene Ontology annotation, cellular component: Golgi membrane. Lineage: Eukaryota; Viridiplantae; Streptophyta; Magnoliopsida; Poales; Poaceae. The transcript has 7 exons. Bases 208 to 2124 code for a protein of 638 amino acids.
CCUCCCCUCUCCAUCCCCCCCACUCCCCUGGACCGUACGGCUCCCGCACGCGCCACCUCCGAUCCCCACGCCGCGCGCCGCCAGAUCCGGCGCGCCGCCGCUCGCCGGAGACGCGAGGCGGGUCCACCAACCCCCGCCGCCGCUACGACGCGCUGCUGGGCGGAGGAGGGAUCGUAGGUCGUGGAAGGGAAGGGGGGACGGGGGGCAAUGGCGCGGCGGUGGCGGCCGUCGCACCUGGUGCUCGUGGCGGGGGCCGCCUACCUCCUCCUCAUCUCGCUCAAGUUCCGCCGCGUGCUCGACCUCGCGACCGCCGACCUGGCCGCCACCGACGCCGCCUUCUCCUCGCCUUCCUCAUCCGACCACCUCCCCCCGCUCCCGGGUUCCUCCUCCUCCUCCACCGGCGGCGGCGCCAACGGCAACGCGACGCUGUUCCAGGUGCAGCCGUUCUGGCACCGGUACGACCGCGUGUCGCUCCCCGACAUCGUCGCACGCAACCGCUCCGCGCUCGAGCGCAUGGCCGACGACGCCUGGGUGCUCGGCCUCACCGCCUGGGAGGACGCCGCGGCCUUCGAGGGGGACCCCUGGGAGCUCGCCGCCGUCGACACCGCCUCCACCGACAAAUGCCCCUCCGCCGUCUCCAUGCGCGCGCGCGGCAGGGUCGUCUUCCUGCCCUGCGGCCUCGCCGCCGGCUCCUCCGUCACCGUCGUCGGCACGCCCAGGGCCGCGCACAAGGAGUACGUGCCGCAGCUGGCCAGGAUGCGUCAGGGGGACGGGACCGUGCUCGUGUCCCAGUUUAUGGUCGAGCUUCAGGGGCUGCGCGCCGUCGACGGCGAGGACCCGCCCAGGAUACUGCACCUCAACCCCAGGUUGAGAGGGGAUUGGAGCCAGCGCCCCAUCAUCGAGCACAAUACCUGCUAUAGGAUGCAGUGGGGCUCCGCGCAGCGCUGCGAUGGUUCACCGCCCGAGGACAACGAGGAUAAGGUUGAUGGGUUCACAAAAUGUGAAAAAUGGAUACGCGAUGAUGUUGUUGACACAAAGGAGUCCAAGACAACUUCAUGGUUGAAGAGGUUCAUAGGGCGUGCAAAGAAACCUGCAAUGACAUGGCCAUUCCCUUUCGUAGAGGACAGGCUAUUUGUUCUUACCAUACAAGCUGGAGUUGAAGGUUUCCAUAUGUAUAUCGGUGGUAGACAUGUGACCUCAUUCCCUUAUCGACCAGGCUUCACUCUUGAAGAUGCAACAGGAUUAUUUGUUAAGGGCGAUGUGGAUGUUCAUUCAGUUUAUGCCACCGCACUUCCUAUGUCUCAUCCCAGUUUUUCACUUCAACAAGUUCUUGAGAUGUCAGAAAAAUGGAGGUCCCGACCACUACCAAAGGAUCCAGUUUUCCUUUUUAUUGGAAUACUUUCUGCUUCUAAUCAUUUUGCGGAGCGAAUGGCUGUUAGAAAAACAUGGAUGCAAAGUUCAGAAAUCCGGUCAUCUAAAGUAGUUGCAAGAUUCUUUGUUGCACUGAAUUCAAGGAAAGAGGUCAAUGUAAUGCUGAAGAGAGAGGCUGAAUACUUUGGAGACAUUGUCAUUUUGCCAUUUAUAGAUCGUUAUGAGUUGGUAGUUCUCAAGACAAUUGCUAUUUGCGAGUAUGGGGCUCAAAAUUUGACUGCUGUACAUAUAAUGAAAUGUGACGAUGAUACAUUUGUGAGGGUAGAUGUGGUUGUCAGACACAUCAAGUUGAACAAUGGUGGCAGACCAUUAUAUAUGGGGAACCUCAACCUCUUGCACAGGCCAUUGAGAACGGGUAAAUGGACAGUUACAACAGAGGAGUGGCCUGAAGACAUCUAUCCACCUUAUGCAAAUGGACCUGGCUAUGUGAUUUCCGGUGACAUAGCAAAAUUCAUCGUGUCUCAGCAUGCCAAUCAGAGUUUAAGGCUCUUCAAGAUGGAGGACGUAAGCAUGGGCCUGUGGGUCGAGAAGUUCAACGCCACGUCUCCUGUCAAGUAUUCUCACAGCUGGAAGUUCUGCCAGUACGGCUGCCUGGAGAACUAUUACACGGCGCACUACCAGUCACCAAGGCAAAUGCUGUGCCUCUGGGACAAGCUGGUCCAGGGCCGAGCAUCCUGCUGCAACUACAGAUAGCGAGACGACCGACGGAUCAGAUUGAUCACUCGGCUUUCGCGUUCCUCCCCCACCUGCCGGUUAUUUUGGUUGGUGGCUGGCUGGUGUUCUCUUUUUUGACACGAAGAAUCACCUGACAGACAGUAGGUUAGCUGCUGCUGCUGCUGCUGCAAUGUUGGCUCGAUUGAGUUCAUCGCAUGGGGGUGAUGUUGGGCUUUUGAAGAUUAGGCAGCUCCAGUCCAUUGGUUCCACGCAUUUGCCUGAUUUGUAUUCGUCAUCUCAUGGUGUCGAUGUCCUUGUUCCUGUAAUUGAUCCCAAUUUUGAUGUAGUAGAUGAUCAGAUCAGGAUAUCCACAGAUAUAUAUGCCUGUUCUUGUAGCCUAGAAUGCUAGAAGCUUUGACAGAAUCCUGAUGAUGCUAAAAAUCAUCGUUUUGUUCCUUUUCUUGUAAAAGACCUCAGUGUCUCACCCUCUUUUCCCCCUCUUGAGUUCCAUAGGUGUACUUCAUCACUGUCAUUGCCAUUCUUGCAUAGCACCUACUCACUGUUGAAGAGGCCUACAUAGUUUUAUUUAUUUUUGUUAAAUCACCCCAUUUUGAAGAUACU